AUGUCGGAUGCGCCAGAGGAGACUAGUACUGGCCUAUCGGAGCCGUCAUCGCAGACAGCGCAAACCCGUUGGCAAUUCAUUGAUGCUUCGAGCAACAGCCGGAGCAACCUGACCAGAGUGAAGCGCCAUGUCAUGCAAGAGUAUAUGCGGCAGAAACGCCACGGUACAUCGCAGUCCGGCAACGAGAAUGAUGAGCCUGCAAAGGAAAGCGAGGAGCUACCGUCACCCGCUCGUAGGCAGCCCAGAAACCAGAGCCAGAGUGCCAAGAAUACCACAGGGAAAACAAAAAAGGAGCGCAGCACGUAUCGAAGGAAGAAGGGCUCGGACGCGUCGUCCGCCCGUGAUGAGUUACCGUCGGCAGACAUACUGGCAAGGAAUGAUGAAAGCCCAGGCCAGAGCGAGGUGAACACCGUAUCCUCAUUGUUGCCCGAGGACAUUACCCUUCAGCUUCAAACAUUUCCGUCAUCCUCCCCCUUACGCGAUUUCUAUGCAUCAGGGGAGCAGAGUAGCACCUCCGAGUCUGACGCUCUAACGUCAUGGUCCUCUGCACCCACAACACCAUACGAACUAGCCCUGUCUCCCCGGUCAGUUCUUAGUGCCGCCCGAACAGAUCCAUUCAAUACCCUGCCCAUGGAUAUGGAUACAGAGGGCCACAAACUAUUCGAUUUUUACGUGAACGAAAUGCCGGCGUGCUCCUACGGCGCGCAUUUCCGGUCGCGCAAGGCGCACAACUGGUACACGGCAGUGUUCGUCCCCGAAGGUAUGAAAGGCGCUGUCGCAUUCCAGAACACCAUCCUUGUGCACGCGGCCAACACAUGGGCCUGGGUCCGGAACGAGAGAGAAAGCAAGAUGGGCCUCGUUCACCGGAAUCGGGCCAUCUCCAUGCUUCGGGAGCAUUUGGCCGAAAACCCAGGGGACAUCAGUGAUGUCGCGAUCAUCGCAUGUCUUAGUGCUGCCGGUUUGGAGGAUUUCGAUCCACGGCCUGGGCGCAAGCAGAUCAGCUGGAUCCAUAUGCGAGCUGCGCGGGAGAUGAUCCGCGCGCGCGGGGGUCCUGCAGCGUUCGAGAAUACCCGGCUGGGGAUGUUGAUCAACUGGCAGGAUUAUAUCCUAUCGGGGUAUGAGACGCACGGACCGAGCUUCUUCUACGAACCCACCCCGCCAAUACGACCGUCACAACCUCCGAGUAUGUCAAUAAGUCCAACGACCGGAUCUCGGCCAUCAGGCCAACACCUGUGCACCGACUUCGAAGGCAUCUUUGCAACGGCCCCUACCCUCUCACCCCAAGAUGAACUCCAACACCAGUGUGAGGAAUUCAUCGACUUCCUCCGACGCUGCGAGCAACUGUCCUACCACCAACACGCCCACUUCAACACCGCCAUCGCCCCCAUGCGCUGCACAGCCUUCCAACCCGACUCCCUUCUCUACCAGAUCCUCUCCGCACCGCCCGGCGCCCGAUUCACCGCCUCGGGGAACCGCAAGCAAUUCGUCGCGCGGCUCGUCGCCCUGAUCAUGCUCAACGCCGGCUUGUGGGAUUACCGCCUCUCCGUCGCACACAGCGAGGUCUUCCUGCAGACGCUCGAGCGCGCCGUGCUCGAGAGCGAGGUCAACCUGAGCGGAUCCGUCGAGGCGCUACUGCAGAUCAUGCUGGAGUGCAACGACGGGUAUGUCGAGCCGGCGUCGGCAUCGGCAUCGGCAUCGGCAUCGGCGUCCACCGCAGCGCUCGAUUUCACGCAGUAUUCUGCGGGGGGCCGCACGCCGGCCGGCCGGCCGUGGUUCGCGGGGCGGAUGCUCAAGGUCGCGAAGCGCGUCGGGUACACCUCGUGGAUGCGGGUGGUGGAGUUCCUGCUCGGGUGUCUGACGCUGCGGGCGGUGAAGGGGUCGGUUGCGGCGUGGGAGGGGGAGUUGCGGCGGGAGAUCCUGAGCGCGCCGCUGACGAGCUAUGUGAUGCCUGCGUUGCGGGGGUGA
Aspergillus clavatus NRRL 1 is the source of this 1965-nucleotide messenger RNA. Its product is annotated as sigma-70 region 2 family protein. The transcript has a single exon. Lineage: Eukaryota; Fungi; Ascomycota; Eurotiomycetes; Eurotiales; Aspergillaceae. The coding region runs from base 1 to 1965 and encodes 654 amino acids. The record is from RefSeq and is a predicted model, not a curated record.